UACACUCGGCGCAGCAAUCUGUCAAUCGGGACCGUACAUCUAGUUGCCCAUAGAUAGGACGAUCCCAGCCUUUGAUCAGUUGCCUCCAACGCGACACUAGAAAAAACAUGAUUAACGGCUGAGAUUCACUGGAUAGAAAAAAAAAGUGAUAGAUACAAAGUAAAAGUGGGCCAGCCAUAUUAAAACCGAAAGUGGACGGCCGAGAUUGAUAUAUCAAAAAGCGAGGUGUUACACUGGAGAGAUUCCGGCUCUGCCGUAUCAAUCUCUUCCGUUGCAACUAGUUCAUAUCUUUAUUCCCGUUCUACCCUUCUCUCUGUCGAUGCCAUUUCUUGCUUCGGAUCUGUUUUUGCCAUUUCUCAAUGCCGGAAUCCAACGCAAAUCGCAAGUGGGGGCAUUCGUCAGCUGAUUCGGACGAAGUUCGUCACAAGGAAACAGAUAAGCUUCAAAAAAGAGACUCAAUCAGUACCAAAGGCAAAAGAGUAGUGGAAUUAGGAGUGUUCAAUGAUGACAGAGUAGACAACAACGUGGAUGUGGAUCAUCAUAACAUGGAAAGUAAUGGCUUGGAUGAUUUUGUGACCGUGGAUGCUGAAGCUAGAGUGGAUGAUCAAGGUCCUAUGUUACAAAUGGAAAAUGAAAUAUCAGAACCACAGGAGAAUAUGGAAUUUGAAUCUGAAGCAGCUGCAUAUAAUUUCUACAAUGCAUACGCGAGGCAGAUGGGUUUUAGCAUCCGCCUAAGUAGAUGCAAACGGUCGAGUAAAGAUGGAAAGGUGGUAAGCCGAUGGAUUGUAUGCUCGAAAGAAGGCGUACCUCGGAAGUCCAAGGCUACAAAACUGAAAAGGGCCAUCACGAGGGAAAAUUGCAAGGCGACAUUGUGGGUGAAGAAACAGGCUUCCGGAUGCUGGGUUGUAAGGCGGUUUAUCAAGGAGCAUACUCAUGAACUAGCUCCUCCAAAUCAAGUAUGUUUCCUCCGAUCACAUCGGCAGAAUCGAGAUAAUGCCAAAAACCUGGUCUGUGUAUCCAAGGGAGGAGCAUCUAAUACACAGACCGUGCUUGAUUACUUCAAGCGCAUGCAAAAGGACAAUCCUGCGUUUUACUAUGCAUACCUAGUUGACGAUGACGGACAGAUGCGUAGUUGUUUCUGGAUUGAUGCGAGAUCGAGGAUGGCAUAUAGUUAUUUUGGGGAUGUGGUGACAUUUACCACCUAUAAAACAAACGACUGUCAAAUGCUAUUCGCUCCAUUCACAGGUGUAAAUCAUCAUAAUCAAUCCAUUUCGUUUGGUUGUGCACUUAUUGUGGAUGAGACGGAGUCUUCACUUACUUGGCUAUUUGAGACCUGGCUCGAUGCGAUGUUUGGACGGCAUCCUAUCUCGAUAGUAACUAACCAAGACAAGGCAAUAAGAGUGGUAAUUGAGAAAGUGUUCCCGAGGACUUGUCAUCGUUUCUGUAAGUCACACAUUCUUAACAAGGCACAAGACAAAUUGGGUCCUAUUUAUAGGAAGGAACCUGAAUUCAGUAAGAUGUUUAGGGAAUGCAUAAACCACUCUUUGACGAUCCAGGAGUUUGAAACGGCUUGGUGGGAUCUAAUUCGUAACUACAAUCUUGAGGGGCAUGAGUGGCUUCACAUGUUAUAUGAGGACCGUCAAAGAUGGGUUCCAGCAUAUUUACGGGAUACAUUCUUCGCCGACAUGAGUACAAAUGAAAGAAGCGAAACCACGAUCUCGCUUUUUGAUGGGCUUGUGAACUCGAAGGCAACUCUAAGGGAGAUUGUAGUUCAAUGUGGGAAAGUCUUAGAUAAUAGGUAUGAAAUUGAGGCAGAAGAGGAUUGUAGAACUGCUCAGAGCAGACCUUUUACAAUGGAUCAAGGCCCAUUGGAAAGGCAAGCUGGCGGUAUUUACACAAGAAAGAUUUACAAGAAAUUUCAAGAGGAAGUAUCUGCCAUGAGCAACUAUAUUGCAGAAAAAGUCGAUUCAAAUGAAGGAGUUGACACGUACUUGGUGGAAAAGUAUAUGCAGGAUCUGGGCCAGAUAAAGAAAAAAUACAUUGUGAAUCUUAAUGCUUCGAACAUGGAGGUCAAAUGUAGCUGUAAGAUGUUUGAUUUUUCUGGGAUUCUAUGCAGACACACGUUAUUGGUUUUCAGAAUGAAGAAUAUUCUUAUGCUUCCUUCCCACUAUUUCUUAAAGCGAUGGACAAGAUAUGCAAAGAGAGGGACCGUCCUCGAUGGACUUGGCGAUGAGGUAAUUGGCGACCGGCAUGAGGACUUAACUUCACGAUACAAUAGUAUAUGUCGUGCAACUCUCAAACUUGCAGAGGAAGGAUCAAAAUCUAUAGAGAAGUAUAACAUAGCAAUGCGCGCUUUAAAUCGGGCUUAUAAGGAGGUCAUCGGAAUGGAUUGUGAUGAUGAAGAAGCAGGACAGCCCUUGAAUCCUGUGAAUGAAAAUCAACCACAUGUAACUUUGUGCGAUGCUCCAAGUUCCACACCAAAGGGCCGUCCGACGCAUUCCAAAUAUAAAUCUCACCUAGCAAAGAACAUGCAGAAGGAGUUGUACAAGUGUAGCAUAUGUAAUAGUUCUGGUCACAACACACGUACAUGUGCCAAGAAGCGACAAACAGGGAACAAGGACACCAUCGAAUUGGAUUCGAAUAUGAACAAUCACCUGUCCUUACAAAAUGUGGGGUAUGGAAAUAAUACAAGCAUUUCUCACAAUGGUUGGAGCAGCAAUCAAAGUAUUGGAUUUCAUGCAUGUAGGUUUGUUUGAUUGAAGCAGAAGAUGAUUUCCAGCUAUCAAUGUAUCAUUCAUCCAUGGACUCAAAGGUCUGCGGUGUAUAUGGGCAGAGUUAGGGAGGAAGGUUUACUAGUUUAGAAGGCGGUCAUUUCUCUCAUGCACCCCAAAUCCUAAUGUUCAGAUCAUCAAUUCAUAUCUCUGUAUUAUCCCUGAAUAUUACUGACAAAGGCCCUGCCCAAUUUCCAUUUCUUAUUGGCCUGCUUGAUCGUGGCCUUUAAAUCGUGACAUAGUUACUUGAUUUUGCUUUAUGUCCCAUGCUUCUGCAGAUUUCUGAGAAACUUCCUUUUAGAAGAAAGCUCCAUCCUUGAGAAAGAUGGCAACUGGGUUAAAUUUGCUGCUAACGAUGCUGUUCUUGAGACUCCUAACUUGUAUAAUAGAGCUGAAAUUCUCUCCAGAAGAAAGAAAGCUCUCGUGUCAAUGUAACAUUAGACGGGUUGUUGUUGGGGAUGUGCUUUUUCUCUGAUUUGGAAGGUCUGUUUAAUGGUUCUUGCACUUUUUAACCAUGCUGACACUUUUUAGUUUUGUAGCAUAGCUACUGGGGAUUUUUGUUUGGCUGAAAAGUUCAAUGUGAACUAGCCCAUUUACUGUACCACCCUUGCAUUGGGAAAAAAAUUCUUUUUGAUUGAUGGAUAA
Magnolia sinica is the source of this 3416-nucleotide messenger RNA. Its product is annotated as protein FAR1-RELATED SEQUENCE 5-like. Gene Ontology annotation, biological process: regulation of DNA-templated transcription. The transcript has 5 exons. The record is from RefSeq and is a predicted model, not a curated record. NCBI's taxonomy places the organism in Eukaryota, Viridiplantae, Streptophyta, Magnoliopsida, Magnoliales, Magnoliaceae. The coding region runs from base 360 to 2756 and encodes 798 amino acids. Gene Ontology annotation, molecular function: zinc ion binding.